This is a messenger RNA of Beta vulgaris subsp. vulgaris (sugar beet), 714 nucleotides long. RefSeq lists its product as uncharacterized. The coding region runs from base 1 to 714 and encodes 237 amino acids. NCBI's taxonomy places the organism in Eukaryota, Viridiplantae, Streptophyta, Magnoliopsida, Caryophyllales, Amaranthaceae. The record is from RefSeq and is a predicted model, not a curated record. The transcript has a single exon.
AUGUCAUUUACACUAGAGGACGCUAAACAUGUCGUUUAUCCUCAUGACGACCCUUUAGUAGUAACUCUGAAAAUCUCGAAUUGCUUGGUCCAUAGAAUUUUGGUAGAUGGAGGCAGCUCCGCAAACAUUCUAUAUUUGUCAAUAUUUGAAAAGCUCAUGAUUGGCUGGGAGUAUUUGAAGCUGGUCGGAUACCCGGUCAUUGGAUUCACAGGAGCGUCAGUGGUACCACAAGGAUUAAUUUCGCUCCCGGUGCGCAUUGGAGAAGACGACACAACCAGAGAUGUCAUGGAUGAAUUUCUGGUGGUGGAUGUCCCGGGAGUGUACAAUGUUAUCAUAGGGCGUCUCUUCAUUCAUGACGCCCAAGGUGUCUUCUCAACUUAUCAUCUGACAAUGUUGUAUGUGUCCAAUGGCGGAUUUACAUCAAGGUUGAAGGGUAACCAGGAGAUGGCAAGGUCAUGUUACUUAACGGCAUUAAAGCAGCCUGCCACGAGGUUCCCAAUAGAAAACCGCGACCCACCAUCAAGGAAGCAAAGAAUAGCCCAAAGAAAAGCCCAGGCUGAACAAAGGGAAAACAGUGAAGCGAAUGAGGUGGAAACAGUCCGGAAGGGUAAGACAAUACCGAUGGAAGAUCUAGUGUCCCGGCCAGAGGAUGAGCCGAGACCAAAACCAGAUGGAAAAAUUAGGCAAGAAAUGCUGGGAAAUGAUUCUGCUUGA